AUGGCAUUCUUCCAGCCCCGCCGACUGGCCAUCCUGCUCCUGGUCGCCGUGACAUACGUCUACGCGGAAAAGCAUGCCUCGUCCGUUGCGUCGAUGAGCAUCCCGGAAAUCGAGGACAAGCUCCAGCAAUGUGCAUUUGUACAAGAUCUCAAUACCUUCAAAGCUGCCACCUCCCCUGAAACAUCCACCCUCAGCUCGCGCAUUUUUGCAGUGCUCUUCCCCGGCAGCCCAGCAGUAAAUGCGCUCCUUGCAACGCUCUAUAUAUCCGGCCCGCCAAACUUCCUACUCGCACUAUGUCCACCGAAUAUCGAUCCCUCAUCCUUAUCGGUGAUGGUGGCGUUCGCCGUGGGGGGACUGCUAGGUGAUACGCUAUUCCAUUUGCUACCUGAGAUAUUCCUAGGGGAGGAUAGUCAUGAUAGUGUGCGAUUUGUGCUAGUGGAGCCGAAUCGGAAUCUGCUUCUUGGGGUGGCGAUACUGGUUGGGUUUGUCACAUUUGUGGCCAUGGACAAGGGGCUACGGAUUGCUACUGGCGGCGAGGGUGGCCAUGAUCAUGGGCAUUCUCAUGGGAAUGGUGAAGUCAAAUCUGCUGCGACAACAAGCGGGUUGGACAACUCUGGCGCAAAGAACUUGCGAUCUAGGAAGGCUGAGAAGGGUCAAUCGCAAUUGGUAAACGCGGAGAAGGAGAAGACCAAGGAAAUCAGCUCUAGUGUAAAGCUGGCGGGUUACUUGAACCUCAUCGCCGAUUUCACGCACAAUAUAACCGAUGGAUUAGCACUUGCGGCAAGUUGGUAUUCUGGCCCAACCAUUGGCGCAACAACCACGGUAGCAGUGUUCUUCCACGAGAUCCCUCAUGAAGUCGGCGAUUUUGCCCUGUUGAUCCAAUCCGGAUUCUCCAAGCGCGCAGCAAUGGGUGCGCAAUUCCUAACCGCGGUAGGAGCUCUCCUGGGUACGCUCAUCGGCAUUGCUGUGCAAGAACACGGCGGAAGCAGUGGCCAAGGCUCCGAAGGAAGAUUCGAGGGACUGAUGGGCACGAGCUUGUCUUGGGGUGAUAUGCUAUUACCAUUUACCGCGGGAACCUUCCUGUACGUUGGGACUGUUGCGGUUAUCCCAGAGCUGUUGGAGACUGGGAAGGAUAGGGGUGUGGAGUUGAAGAAGACUGCCCAGCAAUUCGUGGCUAUGGCUGCCGGGGCUGGGAUUAUGCUUUAUAUUUCUUGGUCAUAG
This is a messenger RNA of Venustampulla echinocandica, 1221 nucleotides long. RefSeq lists its product as uncharacterized. Gene Ontology annotation, cellular component: membrane. The record is from RefSeq and is a predicted model, not a curated record. The coding region runs from base 1 to 1221 and encodes 406 amino acids. Gene Ontology annotation, biological process: intracellular zinc ion homeostasis; zinc ion transmembrane transport. Lineage: Eukaryota; Fungi; Ascomycota; Leotiomycetes; Helotiales; Pleuroascaceae. The transcript has 4 exons. Gene Ontology annotation, molecular function: zinc ion transmembrane transporter activity.